Hyalella azteca is the source of this 3302-nucleotide messenger RNA. RefSeq names its product mucin-17. The transcript is spliced from 2 exons. The record is from RefSeq and is a predicted model, not a curated record. Gene Ontology annotation, biological process: regulation of transcription by RNA polymerase II; regulation of neurogenesis; anterior/posterior pattern specification. The coding region runs from base 272 to 2500 and encodes 742 amino acids. NCBI's taxonomy places the organism in Eukaryota, Metazoa, Arthropoda, Malacostraca, Amphipoda, Hyalellidae. Gene Ontology annotation, molecular function: protein dimerization activity; DNA-binding transcription factor activity, RNA polymerase II-specific; RNA polymerase II cis-regulatory region sequence-specific DNA binding. Gene Ontology annotation, cellular component: nucleus.
GCUGGUGAGGAGAGGACGUGUGCCGCUCAAGCUUCUUGUGACGUCUGCCCUAACUGACGUGCGUCGUUCAAGAUUUGAACGAAUUCUCCUUUAAUAGUUAUCGAUAUUGAAAUUGUUUACGAUUUUAGCUACCGUACUGAGCUACCAUUUAUAACUUGCUUUAUCAGCAAAUUAUUUAGUACUUUUUCAUCCUUUUUAACCACUGAAGACAAUUUUAAGUGAGAAGAUUCUGAACUUGCAGUGGAAGAAAAUAAUCUCUAACUUCAACGUCAUGGCUGUUCAUUCUGAAGAACCUCAACGAAAGCCAAAAGUUUAUCGGCCAGUCAGUGAAACGAGAAAGGUGCGCAAGCCUCUGAUGGAGCGCAAGAGGCGAGAGCGCAUCAACAGCAGCCUGGAACAGCUCGCGCUGCUGCUCAAGGAAGCCAAACUCGUCGCCGCCGACAAGCCCGUAGCCAAGCUCGAGAAGGCAGACAUCUUGGAGCUCACCGUCCGACACCUUAAAUCAGUUCGCCGUAACGCAAAUAUUGUUAGCACUCCACCUCAAGAAGAAACUAAUAUUACAAAGUGCAGCAUCAAAAGAGAAAUAGAAAAUUCGCCAAACAUCAAAAAAACAGAUCUCGCAACUAACGGCAAUUUAAUCACUGAUGAAAUACCAAAUCCAUUAAAACCAAUUCAAACUAGUACAAAGGUUAGCGAUGAAGCCCCAACCGCUUUGGACGGUGAAACGUCUGAAAAAACUGGUAAGGAAGCUCGCGACUCGAGUUACAUCGAAGGAUUUCACAUGUGCCUUUCGGAAGUGAAGCAGGCGGCUGAAAGUGCACAGGAGUUAGGAGCCCUCAAAGAUCGUAUUUUCGAUCAUCUUGAAACGUGCUUGCUCAACUUGCCACCCGAUACCACUUCAAAUGAACGGAUCGGUAAUGAGAAGAGGGCUCGGAGCCAAGAAAACGAUUGCGAAACAAAGGCCAAAAGAAAGAGGAAGAAGUUGGGCCAUCACGAGGAGAGCGACUUGGCGCAGAAAGCCUGUUCAGAGGCUGUGACUGAAGUGACGCUGGUUCCAAUGCAGCUUUCAGACGGACGAGUAGCUUUCCUUAUGCAAGGAGAUGCAAAGAUUCUCAUCACUGAAAAGAAUAACGAUAGCCAAGACCCACAGAAUCCUACAUAUUCACCUGUAAAAAUUGAACAGCCUAUCUUGAACAGGUCACAAAGAGCUAUUGAAGCGUGUCCUAAUUUGUUACAUGCAAACGAAAAUAAAGCGCCUGGUGUUCUAAGCGAUAAAAGUUCUGCACCACAAUGUACAGACGGGCAAAAUGUUCUUGAACAAAAUAUCUCAACGCCGACUAUUACUAUGUUCAACCAUAACGAUAAAUCAUCUUUUCAGAAGAAAUCAAGUUUCAUUUGUUCAAAACCGGCCCUUGCUCAACACGAACGUAGACUAGGUAUGAAUUUACUAAAAAUUUACCCGAAUAUUAAGACAGUGAGUUUGCCUAUUGGUCCUCUCCCAAAUACGCCUACUUCAACUCAUGUGACCAAUAGUGCACCGCGAAAAGGAACUCGUAGUGCAAACAUCGUUCUCUCAAGCCCUUGCAGCGAGUUCUGUGGGCUGAACCAAAACGCAGCAGCCACAGCUUUGCUAUCGAAGCAAAGUUCAUCUAAUUCCACCUUCACUCUGCCAAUCCAAUCUCAAACUCGACCCUUCACCUCUGAGACUACCAGCCAUUAUUCGUCCAGUACAAAGCACAUACAUCCACGAACGUGUAUAGUGCAACCAGGGUCUCGGUUGGCGCCUGUAGAACCAAAACCUACAUUUGGUACAGUUUAUUCCGGGUCUCACUUAGCACCUGUCGAAGCAAAAGCCUCAGUAAGGAUCGUGCAACAUAAUGCUGUGACUGUUCCCCUUACUUCCGUCUCAGCUCCAGUAAUGUCAACUCUCAUGACUGUACCACUCAUACCCACCGUCGUGCAUAGCUCAUCAGAUACACGCGUGAAUUCGUCUCCACAAGCAGGGAGUUUGGUCAAUCAAAAUUUUCAAAAUUCCCUCCCUUAUGCAGCUACUGAGGAACGCCUUGUAGGUUCAUCACUGCCGACUUUACCUCCGACGCCUCCUCCAAGUGUUGACCAAUACUUGACUGAACCUCUUGCAAAGACCAAUCCAUUGUCUCUGAUACCUGUUGAAACGAAAUCCUCAAAUAACUCGGCGUCAGCUUUCGUCCCUCAAGUUACACUGGAGCCAAGUAUCAUGACAUCCAAUUGGAAUUCCACUAAAGAAAUGAUCCCUUGUGUUUAUACAUAUUUCCAAUACUUAACACCGGCUCGUCUACAAUAUACCGGGCCUACGGCGCCAUCUAUGUCGUUCGCACAGCAAGAGGACGAAGAAUUUAUCGAUGUCGAAAAUGUUCCUAAAGAAGACCAACCGCCGCAGCAACCUUUGGCAAUCAAAGGCAAUUCUCAGAAUUUUCUUAGCCAAGAGCAUGAGAAUGGUGAAAUGUGGAGGCCUUGGUAGCUACCAACGAAUUUAUUCAAGUUACAAUCGUAUUGAAACCGUCAUCUAACUCGUCUUCUUUCAUUAUCUCAAAGUCAAUUUGUAGUCCAUUUUCUGUUUCUAAAAUUUAUUCGUUCACCACUGACGCUCAUUGUUCGUGAGUAACGUAAAAUGCUCCAUAAAUAUUUGUCGAUAAGCUGCUCAAGUAAAUAGAAAAAAUUAUUUAUUGCAGCUCGUAUUUUCCUAGAAUUUGGCAAAUUUGUUAUCGGGCUCAUUUUUCCAGUCAUAUCAAAAACUAAUGAAUGUUUGUAAAUGAGCAAUAUAAUAAUGGCUUUUCCUUCUGUGAUAGUAAUAUAAGAGAAUUAUUACUUAUGUAGAUAGUAAUGUAAGAAAAUUAUUACUUAUGGGUAGAUUAGUGACGUAAUGGUCUCUUAGAUUGGACAAUUGGUCGUGGCACAACCUCGAGCCAUUCAAAAGAUGUGUCGUUGUGACAAAACAACCCACAUAAUUUUCCUACUGAUAUUUUUUAUUAAUCAUUACACGCUUAUCUAAGUAAUGAAUACAUUUCUAGGAUAAAAUCUAUUCAUAUAGUAAGAUAACAAUAAGUCACUAGUAGGUUACCAUUACUUCAAAUACGGCUUAUAUACCAAAUAUUGUACAUACAAUUAAUGCAUUUCACUAGUGUUGUCAUUUCAUGCACUGCAAUAUCUAAAAUCGUAACCCAUUCCUUAUUCAACUGUGAACAACCUUCAGGAUGUUGAUUACCUCAAUUAGAUUGAUAUGAUAUUAGAUAUUAAAUAAUAUUUUAUCUCUAACAUUUUUC